Molecule: messenger RNA, 17447 nt
Organism: Zootoca vivipara (common lizard)
Lineage: Eukaryota; Metazoa; Chordata; Lepidosauria; Squamata; Lacertidae
Gene: MORN1
Product: MORN repeat containing 1
Cellular component (GO): cytosol
Source: RefSeq, a predicted model, not a curated record
ACAACCCCGACUUCUGACAAAUAACCAAUCUGUAACUAGUGCUAACAGGCACAAACCUCAACUCCAUACUCAAAUGUGGCCCUGAAGGUCAGUGUAAACACAGUUGUUGCAGUGAACCAGUGGCUUUGCUCUUCUUCUCCGCUUCAUAUAUUUGGUAUAGCUUGAAAAACUGCUCACGGGUUUGUUGUGAUUACAAGCUUGAUCACCAUUAUAAUUCCCUCGGGGUAGAGACCUCUCAUAACUCCUUGUUUGUAAAACACCACAUUAGACAGGCGGUGCAACCUGUGGGUGUGGUAAUGAUUACAUCUUGAUCAACCCCAAAAUACCUUGCAACACCAACCUCCUAUGGCUGGGUCGAGACCAACAAGGGGGUCAUGUCCUGACUGAGAUUGAUAGUUGUUUAUUUUUGUUCUUAUAAGUAAUAAUCAUUAGAUGUUGAUCCACAUUGCAACAUCACACUCUGACCUGAGGGUGGUGGUGGUGUUAUUUGGAUGUCACAAAAUCUUAAGUGGCUAAAUUGCAACCCACACCAAAGGGGGUUAAAGAAGUGAUCCAAAACAUGUUUACUAAUAAGUCUCAUUAAAUUCAACAAGACUUGAUCUCCGAAAACGUGCAUAGGAUUGCAAACCUUAACUAAGUUAACUAAGUUUCCACCAUAAAAAAUCUGCUAGUCAUCAAGUCUGGAACUCCCUUUUUAGAUUUUACCAGGGUUAGAAUGCAGCAUAAUUGUUGAAACAAACAAACAAACAAAAAUUCCUUCCAGUAGCACCCUAGAGACCAACGAAGUUUGUCAUUGGUAUGACCUUUCGUGUGCAUACACACUUCUUCAGAUGUUUGCAGCGUUGCAGGUUAAAACCGGAAAGGCUAUAAAGAUGGACGAGACUAUUUUGCGCAGGAAAUGCAUUUUACAAGCUUAUCCGGCGCUCGGAAACAAGCCCCCACCAUUGCAUUCAAUGCGACUUUCCGGCUUCAGGUAAGCACGUGCGGCACCCAAAGCCUCGCACUGAACCAAAGCAGGAGAUUCAGGCUGAGCAGGAAACAUGAAAUCAACCCCGCGUUACACUUUAGCGCGCGCGCAGUAAGCAAACGCGCAAUCCCCGCCCGGCCAGCAAGAGGAGGCCCCUCCCCCUAACAACCGAACAGCCAAUCAGAGGUAAGAAUCUGUUACUAAGGUGUAGCGUCCUCGAGGGAUAUGGAAACAUGGCGGCCUCCAGGCCUGGAUCCUACUGUGGGGAGGUGAAAGAGCUGCGUCGGGACGGUUAUGGACUUUAUGUUUACCCUAACUCUUUCUUCCAGUAUGAAGGAGAGUGGAAGCAAGGGAGAAAACACGGUCACGGGAAAUUGCUGUUUAAAGAUGGAAGUUAUUAUGAAGGCGAGUUUGUAGAUGGGGAAAUUAAGGGCAACGGACUCAGAUACUGGGCGUCUACAGGGAAUACUUAUUCUGGCCAGUUCCUCUUUGGAGAGCUGCACGGGCAUGGAGUCAUUCACUAUGCAGAUGGUGGAAAAUAUGAAGGGGAGUUCUCCUAUGGAAUGCGAGAAGGCCAUGGGUUACUGACUGACAAGGAUGGACAAAUAUAUCAAGGAAGCUUCCAUAGCAACAAAAAACAUGGAGGAGGGAAAAUGAUCUUCAAAAAUGGGGAUAAAUUUGAAGGAGACUGGAUCCUGGACCAGAGACAAGGUCACGGAAUGCUUCACUGUGCCAAUGGAACUGUAUAUGAGGGACAGUGGAGAAAUGACACAUUCAACGGACAGGGCUCUAUAAUCCAUUGUUCAGGUGUCAUCUAUGAUGGACUGUGGCUCAAUGGCUACCCUGUUGGACAAGCAAAGAAGAUUGUGAUUAUGGGACCAGAGGUUACUGAGAUAGUGCAAGGGUCUUCCCAUACAUUUCAAGUCCAGCUGGAAAACGAGAAAGGAGAGAUUUGUGAAAGUGAGAGUGGUCGACUGCUGGAGAUCAGUGCUGGUAUCCAAGCAGGCCAGUUUUCUGAAAGUUUAAAAACCAAUUCAUAUGAGUUCCUUGAGCAAACUGGGAGGCAGCCAAUCAAAAGCUCUUUUGGAUUUGAGUAUAUUCAGUAUCCUUUGAUGGCUGUCACGUCUGGAAGCCAGAAGCCGCAAGCUGCCCUGCCUGCUGUUGGUGAAAAUCAACUUGCCCUGCUUGAACUGCUAAUACUCCCAAGUGCCUUAGAACCAGAAUCUGGAUCAAAACCCCUGGGUGGUGCAGGAGAUGCCCUUAGCAACCGCUAUGAAAAUGAAAGUGGCUGUUUCCAAAGAGUUGAGCGCGGCCGUGCCAUUUUCAGUAGCAUCACCCUUGCACCUCUUCCAGGAGAUCCUCGACCUGCUGUGCAGUCAGAUGAGCCAAACGAAAAAGGGGGCAAAAAGGCAAGUGUCAAGACCAUUGCAGAGAAAAUGACUGCUUUCCAGGAGACGGUUGGAGAUAGCAGCUCCUGCUUUAUGUUUUCUCGAUUGCAGGUUUGGUUGGGACUUUCUGUUUCUUCUUGUGUCUCUCAAAACAGAAGCAACUACAGCAACAUGAAAAUGUAUUGUUUAAAGCAUCUUUAUUGUCCCCUUCCUCUGUGCACUUCAGGAUGUGGUCUCCCUUUUACCCUUAAAAUAACCCUGCAAAAUAGUUAGGCAGAGAGUGAGAGAGCGCACCAAAGCAUCACCUACUAAGCUUUGUGGCUUGAACCCAGGAAUCUGCACUCUAAAUCUAACCACUGGACCACACUCAAAACUUUGUUUUACUACUUCUUUCUGAUACUGCUGCAGUAGCAUUCCCUUCUGUUUCAGCUGCAGAAAAUAUGGUAUAUCAGUGCAGUUAAUUACUGUCAGAAGCACAAGCAACUUCCUAAGAUUAUGAGACACGUAUUGCUGAUAAGACCAGUUCAACAGUGGCACCAAUUACGUUGCUGGGGACUGAGGUCUUCAAGCAAAGUCUGGGCUGCAUCAAGCAAAGAGCCAGACUAUAUUAUUCUUCCUCAACUUGGUGCCCUAUAGAUAUUUUGAACUAGAAUGGCUACCAUCCUUGACCAUUGGCCAUGCUGGCUGGGAUUGAUGGGAGUUUGGGUCCAAAAUGUGGAGGAUAUGGGGUUGGGGAAUGUCUGACUAUAUGUCCUAAAAGGUUUCCCCCAACUCUUUGGUUAACAUAGUCCAACAUUCCCCAAACCCAUAUCCUCCAUGACUCUGGAAGGGCCUAAUGAGCUGCUUGCCAUGUGUGUUUGUGGAAAUUUUCUAUCUUUUUACUAUCCAGCCAUCUCUCUGCAACAGUCCUUCACCACCCAAUUUAAGAUCCUUUGUUUGCAUGUUAAAUAGAAAGCUCAGCUUUCAGAUGUGAGGUGUAACCUCAAACUUCCCAUAGCUUUUUACACAGCCUUAGCCCCAUGUGCUGAAAUUUGCUGCACUGUGUGGCUGGAACAUGGAUCAAGUGUGUGGGAGGGGUUGAAAAAUGUAGAGAUGAAAAAACUGAUCAAGCUUAAAGUGUGGCUUUUAACAAACAAGGGGCACUUCAGAUCACAGUGAUUGGCAGUAGAGAAAUUAAUUCCUGGAGCGGGGACACACGCACAUCACGUUUAUGCCCACUGUGGUAAAUACCUCUAUGCACCUACUGAAAUUCCAAGAAUCUUGAAAAAGUGAUCGCAGCUCAAGAACACCAUCUCCCCCCCCCCCCGCCCCCAAAUACCAAAAUAGUAGCUUUGUUGGUUGUGGCUAAAAAGGAAGCCAGUGCCAUGAAAGAAAUGGAAACUAAGAUUUUGCAGCUUGAAUUACAUCUUAUAGAAGUCGGCCAGCAGCAUUAUUUCAGACAUCCCAGAGGUUUCUAAUUCCCACUAACAGAGAGGGUCCUCUGGAGUACUUGAGGACCCACUGUGACCAGCUGGCUACACACUCUGAUGAUAAAGUUGCUCAACUUUGGAGUGACCUUGACUCCACAGUUUUUGUAGUUUCAGAUGUACCCAGUGCCAGAGUUGGUGAUGUGUUGUGGGAUCAGUUUUAACUUUUGCAGUCAGCUGAUGUGGACAAGGUGCUGCAUGUAUAGUCUGGUGUUUCCCCCCAGAUUUAGAUUUGUCCUACUGAAGGCCCAGGUAGACACUCUGGCAAGAAGCGCCUUUUACCAACUGCACCUGCUACAACAGCUAUGGCCAUUCCUGGGCAGGGAGAGCUUGACCACAGUAGUUCAUGCAUUGGUGCCUUAAAUAUUAGAUCACAGCCAUAUGUUUUACAUGAGGCUUCCCUUCCAUUUGAUCCAGAAGCUGCAGUUAGUGUAUAAUGCUGCAGCACAACUACUGACAGGAAUGAGACCUUGUCAGCAUAUAGACCCUCUACUUAGAGAUCUGCACUGGUUGCUGAUUUGCUACUGGGCCAAGUUUAAGUUGUUAAUAUUAGUAUAUAAAGGCAUCAAUUGCUUGGAGCCAGUUUACUUGUGGGAUUGCCUUUCUUCCUAUGUGCCCACUCAACGGCUUUGAUCUGUGGAACUUGCACUGUUACAAGUGCCACACAAUAUUCAUUAUGCACUUGUAAGAAAUGUAUAUUUUACAUAGGCAGCCCCUAUAUUUCGGAACUACCUACAUAUUGACAUCAGGCAAAUGCCUCACUGUAGUCUUUCUGGCAACUGUUUAUAACAUUUUUGUUUAGGUAAGCCUAGCCAGGCACAUAGAAAUUGAUGUGUUUUCAUCUUUCUUAGUUUACAGCUGAUUUUAAUUGCUUUAAAAAAUAUUACAUGUUUUGAAUUGAUCAUUUUAAAACUUCUUGUAAGCCACUUAGAGGUAUUGUUUCAGUCAAGUGGUAUAUAAAUUUUGUUACAUAAAUAAGAUUUUCUAGCCACGACAUUAUUUGUCACAGUCAGGUUAUCAUGUAGGGAUGCUCUAGAAAUUUGUUCUUUGUAAAUUUUUAUAAUUGCACUGAACUGAUACACACAUCCCAAUCUAAUCUGUGAAUCAGAAUGCAGUUCUCCAGAUUUCACCUCUGAAUUUUGCAAUGCUGUUCUCAAAUUUGUUUUAAAAAAAGAACCCAAAAUGCAUAUAAAAAUGUGCACUUUAGGAUAAAUUACAUUUGAAAAUGCAUGCUUUGAGAGUACAUUUAAAAAUGGGUACUUUGUUUUGUUUUUUAAAAAGUUCAAUAAUAUUUAAAAUACCAAAUUUUGUGUGGCACUCAGCAGGAGGGAGGAUGGAGACAAAACUAAUAUUAGCUGUUAUCAUUUCUGUCUUUGUCUGUCAUUGGUUGUGGCUCCACCUCCUGUUUGCCUCCUUGUAUUCUGCAAUACCAGUCUCAAUGGGCAUCAGCUCCCAGUGGACUACAUCGGUUCUAUGGCCACAUCAAGUCCACCAGUCAUCUCUAAACAUCUUGCCAAGCCUUGUCAAGUUGUUGCUGAAGGGAUCAACAUAUUUUUUCUAAUAUCCUACUUCAGACCGCAAACAGGGACUCACAUGACUGAAUGCUUUGACAUAAACAAGCAAAAAGCUUAGGCUUGAACCAUUCACUCUGAUAUACUUCUUAUCUAGGUGGAGGGAAGUUUUCUAUGGAGAAGCAUUCUGUCAUGCAUUGCCAGGGGUUUGAACUAGAUGAUCCUUGUGGUCCCUUCCAACUCUAAAAUUCUAUGAUUCUAUGUGUUUCCCUGUAUGCAGUUUGGUAGACACUGGUGCAGUAGGCCUUAACUUUGAGGCAGCUAGGCUGGAGCUGACUCCUCUAAACUUUCAAGAAACACUGUUGUACACUGCUCCUAAGCCUUUGACAGGGUUAAGAACUUAGUAAGCUGCCUUACAAUGAGUCUGAUCAUUGGUUCUUCUAGUUUUAUAUACAGUAUGUUAAAGGUAAUGUAAGUUGAGUGGUGAAUGUGCGCAACAACAGAAGAGGGAAUUGGGGACACUUUCCAGCCAAUAUGCAUGCUCUCCAACAGGCCUUGGGGAAUGUGCACAUCUCAAUGGCACUUUAUAAUAAUAAUAGAAUAAUAAUUUAUUAUUUAUUAUUUAUUUUUUAUUUAUUAAUUUAUACCCCGCCCAUCUGGCUGGGCCUCCCCUUCCACUCUGGGCGGCUUCCAACAAACAUUAAAAUACAUCAAAUAUCACAGAUUAAAAACUUCCCUAAACAGGGCUGCCUUUAGAUAUUUUCUAAAUGUCAGGUAGUUGUUAAUCUCUCUGACCUCUGAUAGGAGGGUGUUCCACAGGGCGGGUGCCACUACCAAGAAGGCCCUCUGCCUGGUUCCCUGUAGCUUUGCUUCUCGCAGUGAGGGAACUGCCAGAAGGCCCUCGGCGCUGGACCUCAGUGUCCGGGCAGAACAAUGGGGGUGGAGACGCUCUUCAGGUAUACUGGACCGAGGCCGUUUAGGGCUUUAAAGGUCAGCACCAACACUUUGAAUUGUGCUUGGAAACAUACUGGGAGCCAAAGUAGGUCUUUCAAGGCCGGUGUUAUGUGGUCUCGGCGGCCACUCCCAAUCACCAGUCUAGCUGCUGCAUUCUGGAUUAGUUGAAGUUUCCGAGUCACCUUCAAAGGUAGCCCCACGUAGAGCACAUUGCAGUAGUCCAAGCGAGAGAUAACCAGAGCAUGCACCACUCUGGCGAGGCAGUCCACAGGCAGGUAGGGUCUCAGCCUGCGUACCAGAUGGAGGAAUGUGCAUGACUCCCUCUUCAUGAUCAGAUUACCGUAUCUGCAUAUUCUCCAUGAAGCCUGGUAAAUGUGCACAGGGGGCAGCUGUUAUGCAUAUUAACUGUCAACUUACAUUGCACCUAAGAUAUACAGUGACAAGCAGCAGCUCUGCAGGUUUUCAGAGGGAUGCCAAGAUUGAAUGUGGGACUUUGUUCAUGCAAAAAUAGCUCCUUUACGACUGAUCUAUGGUUCUUCCGAAAGGGUUAAAACUGUGCCAUUUUCUUGUGCUGAAAGAAAUCCCCUCCCCCAUAUAUCUUACCUCCAGAAUAAACCCAAAAUAUGAAGAAUCAGCUCACAGAUCUACAGAAACAUAAGCAAAUAUUAGAGUAAUUGCAAUUUUUUGGUUCAGAGUAGGACAACAGCAGAACGAUUAGUCAUUACAGUUCACUUCACAAGAAGAAUGAAUGGCUGAUGCAGCUACAAUUAUAUUCCCUGCUCAGUGUGCGCACAAAAGGAAACUCACCAGGAAGAUCUCAUUAGUAUCUCUUUAGCAGACACUACUUCUGUAGUAGCAGAAGUGAAUGAAGAAGCCUCAUUUUGGAGCAGGUGUCCAACUGGCUUUCCCUCUGUCUGUAAGGUGUAUCACAGGUACUUGGAGCUCUUGGUUUGCUUAAUUAGAAGAGACAAAGUAGUAAUUUCCGUGAUUUGUUUUACAGCAGUCUUACAUCUGAAGGAUCUCUGCUAUUUAUCACAUCUAGCACAUUUUCUCUCUGUAAGGUUACCUGCAUUCAUCAUCUCAACAGCCCCAUUAAGAAGAUAAUCAUCAUUUCCAUUUGAGGAAAGAUGGGCCAUUAUGUUGCACAGCAUCCAUGGGCACCCACCUCAAUGGGAAUUGCACUGUUGGUUUCUUUAGCUUUCAAACAGUUGGAGGAGUAUUAUAGGCUGCAUUUUCACAGACUGGUGCUAUGUAUUGAUUUCACUUGCAGCAGGGGAUGGGGAACCUUUUACAGCCACUGGUGGGCAGGACCCUAAUGGAAAAGUGGGUGGAGCAGUGAGUGCAAAUUUUGCCAUCAUGCAGAAGGCUAGUUUCUAAACACAGUCACACACCCCUUUCUAUCCUCCAUCCAGGCAAGCAAGAAGCAGUAUCAGACUUCAAGGACACUUUCCAGCCAGACUAAAAUAAGCAAGGCAGAGUCAAUGAGGGGUGUAGCCUGGGAACAUUCUAAGGACCAGAUAGAGUGGCCUGGAGAGCUGCAUAUGCUCCCCCCUCCAGACAUUACGUUGGGGCACCCACUAGAACUCUAGGUUAACCCUAUACUUACCAAAUAUGCUGACAGUUAAAAUUAAAAUAAAAAGUAUUCCUAUUUUAUAUACAAUCAGUCCAGGACAGUAAAAUCCAAUUCCUUUGUGACUGACAUAGGGGUACCUCUUUGACGUGCUGUACCCUAUGAAUGUCUUGGACUGAACAUGACUGAAUGCCAUCUUGUAGUAGACCAUACUAUUCUGGAUGUAUGAGUUAUUUUGGGGUGCCUAUUCCUAGGUCUUUAUUUGCUAUCAUCAGGUGUCGUCACACAUUCCUGAGAAUCUCCAUUGACUGGAGAAAAGAAUUGCAUACCUUGAAAGGUAUGGUAAUAUAGUAUAGGGUUUUCAAAAGCUUACUUGGGAGUUUGGGGACAUAUAAACCUUAGUUCUUAAAAAAUGUUUUGAUUGAGCUGCAUUUUGAACUUUUUUCAAAUAAGAAACUAUUAAUCAACUUCAGUAUUGUGUGAAAUUCACACUUCUAGACCCCCACAAAAGGAACAGCAACAUUUUAUGUGUAGUACUCUCCUGAGUUCUUUACAGUAUGGCUGUGGAAUGUCUUCUAGAGAGGUGUUUGGAAACAGAAAAAGGAAAAAAAAUGGGGGGGAAACACCACCAGUAUCCUAAGAAGCAGAGCUGCCAAAAUACUUCAGUUUUGCAUAAACUAUUGUCCUUCUUCCCAAUAUUAUUAAUGAACCAUGAGGAUUCAGGCAAAAUGUAGGGCUGCAAAUGUGCUUAGUUGAGAUAAUACUCAACAGACGGAGGAGGGGCACAGAGAAGGAACAUAGUGGAGAGAGUGAAAGAAUCCAUCAGCCCUAUACAGUAACAGAGGGGAAGGAAUCAGGUUGCAAUGGAAUGUGGUUUGGAAGAUAAAAAUCAUUGGAAGAGCUGUCACCUACUUAAAAAACCUACAUGUAGAUUAGCUAGGCAAUGCAAUGUGCCAAUGGAAGCAUCUGUCACCAUAUAAAAUGGAUCAGGAAUACAAAAUACUUUUUUAAAAGCACACCCACAUUUGGAGAGAUAAAUGAGGAGUCAAUAAAUAAAUGAGAAGGGGAGAAAUGUAAAUAAUAGCAUAAGUGCUAUCUAAAAAUCAAAAGAAGGAAUGUAGAAUAUCAGGAAGUUUAGACAGGCUCCAGCCAACCUUCUUUCUAUCAAUAUUUCUUUUUCUUUUUCUUCCCUUGACGUGCUUCAGGGCACAUCAAGAUUGCAUAGGCUUGCGUGCUUCCAGUCUUCAGGUCAAAGAGCAUUCUUAAGCAUCCACCGUUACAGACUACCAUUUAGAAACAUCAUUUUAUGUUGCUUGAAGUCCCUGAUCAUUCAGAUGUAUGUCAACUGACUACUUUUGAUUUCACAAACCUGCCAACUCAUCAGCAUCUCAUUUCUAACAAUUGUAAAAUGAAAAGUUAUGCUACUGUAGGCUGCUUGCUUUGGGGCCAUCUGCAGCCAUAGCUGAAUCCCGAUCUGGAGGCUGCAUUCCUUGGAAAUAAAAUUCUAUUGAUUAGACAGUGGGUGAAGAUCAGGCUCCACACCUGGCCAACCCAGAGGCUUCAUUGUGCCUGCCAGUCACAGCAGCUGAUGCUGUGUAAGAACAUAAGAAGAACCAUGCUGGAUCAGGCCAAAGGCCCAUUUAGUUCAGCAUCCUAAUCUCUCAGUGGACAACCAGGAGCCCCAAUGGGAAUACCAACAAGCCAGACAUGAAUGCAGCAGCACUCUCCUUACUUAUGAUUCUCUAUCCACCGGUAUUCAGAGGCCUCCAACAAUGCAGGGAGAACAUAGCCAUUGUGGCCAGCAGCCAUUAAUGGCCUCACCUUCCAUGAAUUUGCCCAGUCCUCUUAAAGCUGUCCAAGUUGGUGGCCAUCACUACCUCCUGUGGAAGCAAAUUCCGUUGCUUAACCAUGUGCUUUGUGAAGAAGUAAUUUGGUGUGUCCUGAAUCUUCCCACAUUCAUUGUUGUUGGAUGCUCUGUGGUUUUUCGUAUUAUGAGAGGGAGAAAAACAUUUCCCCGUCCACUUUCUCCACACCAUGUAUGAUAUUUUACAUUUCUAUCAUGUCCCCUCUUACUUGCUUUUUCUCUAAACUAAAAAAGAAGCCCCAAAUGAGCAUAUCUUCAUCUAAAAGGCUGUGGGCCUAGGAGGUGAGGGGACUGGGAGUUGCUAUCCCUCUCCAUUACAUUUGUGUCUGAAAGACUACACACCCUCGGUAUGUUCAUUUGGUUCUCAUUACUUUCCAGCUAAGGAUGGAGUAAGCAGCCUAAUCCUGUCACAUUUCAGUUUUGCUGGAGUUCAGUCACAGGUCUGCCUUGUCCCGUUUUCUGCAGACUUUUUUUGUUUGUUGUACACUGCUCCUAAGCCUUUGUUUGUAAGAAAACACAAAGAAAUAUGCAUUUAGAUUUUACACAUAAAAUACACAUUUAGGGGGGUGUUCAACUAAGUUCUACUCAGAGUAGAAUAGACUUACUUAAGCUAGUCAUGUCCAUUAAUAUUAAUGGGUCUACUUUAAGUAGGAUUAACAUUGAAUGCAGCCCUUAGGACGUAUUUUUAUAUGAGAAAGGUUAUUUAAAUAAUAAUUAUUUAUUUAUUAUUUAUGUAAUAAAGUGCAAGGCUUCCAAGAAGAACAAAGAGAACCAAACAAGAGACAAUUACAACUUAAUUCAUAUAAACAUUCAGUAUGUGCACAAUUACUACGCCCAGCUCAAUAUAUAUAUUGAGAUAUAUAUAAAAAGGUAUAUACAUUUUUAGUCAAAACUUUGUGAGCCCAUAACAUAUAUUGAGAAAUAAUCCUAUUUUUCUACAGUGUUCUAAAAACGCACCAUCUUGAACAAAAACUGUGUUGCCUUUGACUUUGUUCUCUAGAUGUAGCAAAGACGUUGACUUUGCCAUCAAAGCAUAAUCUCAUAUUUUGUUGUCUUGCCAUUCUUUUAAGGGUGUUGUUACCACCUAUUAAAGUCCAACCUUUUUUUAUGUGCCAUAAACGGCAUCCCAAACGCCAGUGAAGUUGGGGUUUGCCUUCCAAUCCACAAGAAAGUUAUUCUGACUGGCUCAGUCCCAUGUGAAAAGCAAACUAAACCCGUUAUUCUUCCAGCCCUAAUUCCAGCCCUGAGUCUCAAAAGAGAAGUGAGAGCAUCUUGCUCACAAGACAAGAGAAUGAGGGCUGCCAUUUCUCUUCGGGGUACCUGCUCUGGCUCUGUGAAGGCAAAAACACAGGCAAGAGCAACAUCACAGGGCUGAGGUAAAAAAAAAAAAGGCGGGAAAACUGAGACCUCAUGGAACCGUUUUAGGGUUUGACUAACAAUUCCUUCGCUGCUCUCUUGAAAUCUGGAUUCUAGUUGCUGCUGGGUCAUUGUUGUUGUUAAUUAGGUAAUUAAUUACCUAAUUUAAAAAGGGCUGUGAAACUCUGGUCGAAGAAGGCCGCAGCCCCUCAUGGCAUUCAAAACGGUGUCUGCUUGUGGUGAAGGGUUGCAGAGUGCCAUGAACUGUGGCCUAACCACGCCAAGGAUGGGCUUCUGCAGCUGAGAAGCUACUAUGUCCCUCUCUGGGGGCAAGGAAAAGGAGGUGAGGAGAGAUGUAGAGCUUUCUGAUCUCCCACUCCAAGCCUGGGAAAGGGGGAAAGCUAUGCACAGGAUACUGCGUCAGAAGAGAGGAAAGACUUGACUCCUCAGGGGUGCUGUUUUUGCUUGGGGUUCAGCUCACCGCCAAACCAUGGCCCCAAGUCCCUGUCUAAAAUGGCACCCCUCUCUCAACAAACAAACAAGCAUCUGAAGCAAAAUUUGAAUUGUUUUGCAGUAGCUCCGGAUGCUAGAACCCAGCCGCCUGUUAAAUCAUUGGGGGCCGGUCUGGGAGCCGAGGGGAAAUGUCACCACUAGGUGUUGUUCUUGCCUAUCAACCGAUAUGAUGCAUUUCCCAGAGGUAAAGACUGUCAUAAGAACGUGGGAAGCUGCCUGAUAAUGAAUCAGACCAUCAGCUCCAUCUUGCUCAGUCCUGCCUACACUGGCUGGCAGCAUCUCUCUAGGAUUUAAGACAGGGAAUCUUUCCAAGCCCUGCCUGGAGGUGCCAGGAACUGAACCCGGCGUAUCCUGCAAGCAAAGUACAUGCUCUGCCAUGGAGCAUGUGUGAGAACAUCCCACUCCAGAACCCCUAAGAAGCAAAAUGUACGGUAAGUUCACAUUUUCCUAUUCCCUUGUGCGUCUGAAGAUGGCACUGCGACCUUUGCAUACACUGGGUUCAAGCCUGAGAGUAGCUGAGGGGAACCUUUUUGGCCUUCUAAAUGUUGCAGAACUACAGCUCCCAUCAGCCCCAGCAAGCAUGGCCAAUUUAUAUUAUUAUUUAUUAAAUUUGUAUGCUGCUCUUCAUCCAAAGAUAAGUGGGCAAAUAACAACAUAAAAACCCUAUCUAUAUCCGUAACAGCAAAGUGAUGGCAGUCAUUCUGUGUUGUUUGUUUCCAGCGCUCGGUAUUCUGACAUUUCCACUGAACUAUCGCAGUUGAUAGAUCUGUAUCCUACAAUGUUUGCCAAAUCCCCAGCUCAGCCUUCUAAGUGCCCAUCGCAAGUGUGGAGUUGACACCAGAGUCUAAAUUUGAUUGUGAGUUUAAUUCAUUUUGAACUGGCAGCUUGAAUGAGAAACCUCUAUAAUCAAUGCUAGUUCAAUGUCUGGACCAAAGUUUAAGGCACAGAGGUCGCCUUGUGCACUUGUAGCUGUCUCUUACAUUGAUCUUCUUCCUUUAUAACCUACAGUAAGCAUGCCGUUUGGCUCAUUUAUUAACCUCACCUACAUAUCAAUCUUCGCCUGAGAUGGCAGUUCUUCCGUUAUCAUCUGGUAGAUUUCAGACAAUGGAAGUGAUUGAAACAGGAACUCCCACAUUCCUAGGAAGAUUAAGAGUGACACAUCACCCUGUAAUUUUGGGAGUUGUGCAAUGGUUGUUCAUUUGCAUCAGAAGGGUAGGUGUGGAUUGUGUUGCAUUGUUCCAUGUUAUAUAUAUAUAUUUAAAAAGAGAAGAAAAAUAACUUCUGAAAUAUCUUCUUUGACUCAUAGAUAUUACAUAUUCCUAAUAAGUUAUGGUGGCAUAAUUUUAGAAGCAAUAAGUUCUUUUCUCCAAACUAAAAUGGAAUGUCAUUGGUAUCUGCAAGGUUAAAGUUAUGAUGCUUUGUUGACUGUAACUGCUGUACAGAAAGGGCCAUGGAGCAUCUGCUUUGCAUGCAGAAAGUGCCAGGUUCAAUUCUCGACAUCUCCAGAUAGAACUGAGAGAAUCCACUACUUGAAACUGAAGAGUUGCUGCCAGUCAGUGUCAGUAAUAUUGGGCUAGAUGGAUGCAGAUUAAAGCAGCUUCUUGUAUUAGCAAAACUGAUUUUCUUUUUAAAGUCUGUGGCUGUUGUCCAGAAGCUCACAUGUGCCUGAUCCACGUGAAUGUGUUUUAUUCUUCCUUUUAGUCUCUUUUCCCCAGCUUCCAAGUAAAAUCCCUCUCCUCCCCAUGCAUAUUGACAUAAGUCACUCUAUAUACCAGGGGUAGCCAACAUGAUACAUUCCAGAUGUUGUGAACUACAACGCCCAUCAUCUCUGACCCUAGGCCACACUGGCUGGGGCUAAUGGCAGUUGGAGUUCAACAACAUCAGGAGGGUACCACAUUGUCCUAUAAGAUGGUAUUAUGGUAUGAAUCCACAUUUCAGGAUUUUCCAUGCUUUUCAAAUCUGAGUUUCCAUUGAAAUAUUGUAAAGUAAGUUCAACACGUCCACAAACCAUAACUCUGGUAUCUACAGUCAGAAUCAAUAAGUGUGUUGGCAGCUGGCUUCCUGUCAGGGUAGGCAAUCAUGACCCCAAGCCUCUUAGGGUUUUCCAUUUUCAAGAAAUCAAAUGUACAGAGAGAGAGAGACAAGCAGAGAGCCUGCAAGCAUAGCUGCAUGCUCUAGCAGGAAUGAGGUUGUAUUGACAGAGUGACAUUCCCAGUGAAUUGAGAUGUAAAAUGCAGUUCCAAAUGGACCAUAUUUAUAUCCUGGCACAAAGCCAUUGCUCGAUUGGUGUUACAGUUUUGUUCUAUGCAGCAUGAGAUACGGCCUCAUGGAAGUCUGUUUCUGGUUGAACAGAUGCACAUGCCUUCUCCUUAAGACAGCCUUCUGAGCCUGAUGCCCUCCAGAUGUUGCUGGACCCUGGAUUCCAGGUCUCAUCAGACUCAGACAGCAGCGCCAAUGGUCAGGGAUGACAGGAGUUAUAGUUCUGGAGGGCACCAGGUUGAGGAUGAUAACAGUAUUUCCUGCAGGGAAUAACCCACCCAUAGGCCCCAUGCUGCAAGGAAUCAUGGUUUACUGAAGGUGGUUUGUUGUUGUUUGCAUGUUCAGUGUGACAUUACAUUACGUGGAAAGUUCCAUCUCUGUUUGGGUAACAGCCCAAUGGGGUCCAUUUGGGUGAUGCUUAUGCCAAACCUUUUACAAUUAUGCUAGAGGUUUUCAACCUUUUUGAGUCAACAGCUUAAAAUGCGCAUGGGACAUGACUUAGCUGAUGAUCUAGAUAAGCCCUGCGAUGUCCCAAUGGGAUAUAUGGAAGAAAGCAGCCUCUUAAGAAUGCAGAGGCCAAUCCAUGUAGUCAUGACUAAGUUUCUUUUGGCAUGGCAACGGCAUUUUCCUAGGCUGCACACACCAUUUGAAAAGCAUGCAUGUUUAAGACACGAGUCACAGCCGAAUGGAAAGUUGGCACAUGCAGUCCCCAAGACAUACCUUUUUUUGCCCCCUCCUUCGAAAUAUAAUUUAGAAAAGAAAAAAAGAUUGCCAUCCUUAUUUUCAUAUAUUGUUUUAAGUAAAUUGAACUCAGCUGUGGCAGCUGAGGGCAUUUGUUGUUUUUCCAUAGCAAAGAUUGCUAAGCAUCAGAGCAAAAUGUGGAGCCAAUAAAAGAAAAAGUCAUCUCAGUGAGUUUCAUGCUGCCAUCUUACUUUACUUUUAAAAAUGUGAUCGCCCCCCCCCCACUCUUUCACACACACAGAGCUCCGCCAUCUGAUUCAGGCGGAGAAAUGCUUUGUGCCGAUGGAAUUUAUGUAAUGUGAUCGAAAACACAACACAAGUUCCCAAAUUAAUUUAUUCUGGCAACUGCUGGCUCUGAUGAAAGUUGAUUUAGUGAGCAUAGGGUGGGAAGGGGAAAAGCCUUGCAGGGCCAGUGUGGUGUAGUGCAGGCUUUUCCAACCUUGGAUCCUAUGGCUGUUUUGGACUGCAACUCUCAUUAGCCCCAGCCAGCACACUCUGAAACAGCCCCAGGGCCCUAGGUUGGAAAAGGCUGGAGUUGCAGAUAAGUUUUCAGGCAAAAACAGUGAGGCCUGUGCUCCUCUAUUCACCACUCAGCCACAAAGCUGUGUUAUGUUGGGCCAGUUGCUGUCUCUUAGCCUAACCUACCUCAUUGGGUUGUUGUAAGGAUAAAAUGCUCUUCUGCCUUGAGCUUCUUGAAGGAAGGGGAGGAUGCAGUUAUGAUAGAUAUCUCUUUGAGUUUUGGAAAUGGAAGUGGGAUGAAAGGAGGCAGGUGCUGGAGUUUUGGGCUGGAACAGCUGCAGCUUAGCAUAGCUGGGACUAUGUGUGCUCGGGCUUCAGCACUGCCCGACUUCCAACACAGAAGGAAAAGGCUGUAGCUCAUUAGCAGAGCAUCCAUUUUGCAUACAAGUUCCCAUGUUCACUCUGCAGCAUCUCCAGGUAGGCAUGGGAGACGCUCUUGCCUGAAGCCCUGGAGAGUUGCUGCCAGUCAAUGUGGACAAAAGUGUGAUAAAAGGACCAAUGUCCUGACUCCAUAUAAGGCAGCUCCCUGUGUUCCUAAAGGAUUGCAUAAUCAGUAUCUGUGUGAACCCGCAACACAAGUUAGCAUUUUGAAGCACUUGCUGAGGCCCACAUCACAGCAGAGCCCCCAAUGUUGACCUCAGAGCAUCCCUGAUCCUGCCUCUACUUGCCUAGAGAGCCACUGUCAGUCAGUGUAGGCAACACCGAGCUAGAUGGAUCAAUAGCCUGACUUUGUAUUACGUAGGCAGGCUCCUAUGUUCCUUGGUCUGGCCCCAGCCCCAAGGAUUGCGGGUACAGCUGUCCACAGUCCCAGGCCAGCUCUUAACAGUGACAGAGGAAAUAUUGUCUCUUCAACAUGCUUAUUCUCAGCAGCCUUUAAUUACCUGUUUUGUCUUGGGGAAAAUGCUGCCACUUGCAGAACCCAGUCGAGCACCAAAGCCUAAUCCAAUCAGCUUGAUGAUGUAUGCAAAAAAGGAAAAAAAAAUCCCUGGAAAAUGACCUUGUGCAUAAUUACUCAUUUGACGACUGUUAGCGAAUGACACAAACGGAAUCCGACACACAUUGUAAGGCAUUAAUGAGUGCUUUCCUCCUCUUUCUCCCCCUCUCCCAUGCUCUUCUUGCACGGGAAAAAAAUGUUUUAAUUAAGACUUCCUUGAUUAGUCAUUUAAUCAGUCAUUAGGCCAAUACAGAUGGAGUCAAUUAUUUUUUUUAACACUUGAAUAGAUACUUGAUGCUACUGCAAAACGAUGCACAUAUUUAUUUAUUUAUUUAUUUUAUGUUAGAUCUUCAGCAAUUGUGUUGCAGUAGAUGUGACAGUAACAAUAUCUGUUCUGGAAAGCGGAGCUCCAAUCUACAGUACUGUUGCUAUCAGUUAUGUGGCUGCAAGUCACCCAAACACAGCUUCACUUCCAAACCCAGGAGUAUUGUUGUUGUUGUUGUUAGUAGUAGUAGUAGUAGUAGUAGUUGUAAUAGAAUAAGGGCUGGAGUCAGGCAUAGGUCAGCAACAAAAACAAUAAAUCACUUGAGGCCAGUGCAGUUAAAUCUUUAUUCGUGGAAACAAACGACAGCUCAGGCCUAGUGGUCUCAGCAACUCUUUCUAGGAGUUGCCCCACUGAAGCAGUUGCAGAGCAUUCUACAAAUAGGGAACUGUCACUGUGAAGGCCCUGUCAUGGGUCAACACCAACCAGGCAGACCACAGUGGUGGCAUCACCAAGGCUCACCUGCUGAUAGUAAGGUCCAAGAAAGGGCUAUUUUCAAUACUUGGGUCCCAGGCCAUUUGGGUAUACAGUGGUACCUCGGUUUACGAACACAAUUGGUUCCGGAAGUCUGUUCAUAAACCGAAGUGUUCAUAAACCGAAGCGAACUUUCCCAUUGAAAGUCAUGGAAAGUGGAUUAAUCCGUUCCUGACUAUGGGAAACGCUGCGCUGCGCUCAUUCAAGGAGGCUGAAAACCGGAGGGGGGGGGUUCCCUUCAGAAGUUCUUACCUCACGGGUAGAAAAGGGCUCCCAGCAGCAGCAGCAACAGCGGCUGCAGAGGAGGAGGCAGGUGGAGACUCCUGAGCCGCUUCAUGGUGGAGACCCCUGCUGCAGCUCCCGCAGCCCCUGCACGACACAGCCUCUCCCCUGCUUGGCAAGCGGCAAGAGGCUUGUUGAGUUGUUUCGCUGCGCGGCGGCGGUGCCCACGGCUCUCCGUCCCUCUCGCUCCGCGGUGCCGGCCGGGCGACCUUCCUCCUUCUCAGAGCGGCCGCCGCCACCACCAGUCACCAGGACUGGCCAGGGUGGCUCGCGGUGCGUCUGGCUCUGGUUGGAGCGUCGGCUGCUUCUCUUGACCCUGUGCCGACG